This is a messenger RNA of Gadus macrocephalus (Pacific cod), 2937 nucleotides long. RefSeq names its product fyn-related Src family tyrosine kinase (gene frk). Gene Ontology annotation, cellular component: extrinsic component of cytoplasmic side of plasma membrane. The record is from RefSeq and is a predicted model, not a curated record. Lineage: Eukaryota; Metazoa; Chordata; Actinopteri; Gadiformes; Gadidae. The transcript has 8 exons. The coding region runs from base 302 to 1837 and encodes 511 amino acids. Gene Ontology annotation, molecular function: ATP binding; non-membrane spanning protein tyrosine kinase activity; signaling receptor binding. Gene Ontology annotation, biological process: cell surface receptor protein tyrosine kinase signaling pathway; protein phosphorylation; innate immune response.
AGCAGGGCGCUGACUGCUGCUCAGGUGAGGAAGGUGCAGCUGAUUAAGCCGCACUCUCGACAUCGGCCAUAAACCAAACUGCUGCCCAAACAGAUUCUUGUUGUUUCCAUGGUUCGGGUCCAACGAGCGAAGGGGACAUCUUUACGACCCGGCGGGCAUUUAUAGUCCGCUAUCUCCAACUUCUUCUUGACAACCACCGAUCAGAUACCCGAUGGCCCGAGGACACUCCGGGGACAGGACGGCUGGUUGAGCUUUUCAGUCAGGGGGAUCAUCUGGAUCAUCUGACCAGCUUCAGUCCACCAUGGAGACCCGGUGCCAGGACCUCCGGGAGGCAUGCCGCUCCUGCUGUUCGGCGUGUCUGUCCUACUUUAAGAAGGCUCCUCCGGACAGCCGGCCGCGCCGCAGUAGUGAUCCCAUCGUGAUUGGGCCCCCUCAGCCCAGGGUCCCCGGCCUGGCACCCGAAGCGGUCAAGUACGUCUACGUCGCCCUAUUUGAUUACGCCGCGCGCACGGAGGACGACCUGAGCUUUAACACGGGAGACAAACUGGAAGCUCUGGACAAAAGUGCAGGCGACUGGUGGGUUGCCCGGGCCCUCACCGGGCUGUCGGUCAACCAGCAGGGCUACAUCCCGUCCAACUAUGUGGCCCCCGUGGAGAGCAUCGAGUCCGAGCCGUGGUAUUUCCCGGACACCAAGAGACUGGAUGCGGAGAAGCAGCUCCUGGCUGGAGGCAACAAGCACGGAGCCUUCCUGAUCCGCAACUGUGAGAGUCAGAGAGGAGAGCUGUCCCUCUCCGUGCUGGACAGGGGAAAGGCGAAGCAUUACCGACUGCGUCGGGGAGAGAACGGCCACUACCACGUGUCGAAGAACAGGACGUUUGAAACCCUCAAGGAGUUGGUGCAACAUUACUCUCUACAAGAAGAUGGCCUCUGUGCAAAACUUCUUGAACCAUGUAAAAGGAUGGAAGCGCCCCAGACCCACGGCCUCUCGUACCAGGACCAGUGGGAGAUCCCCCGCAGCUCUCUGAGGCUGCUGAAGAGGCUGGGAGCCGGGCAGUUCGGGGAGGUCUACGAGGGCCUCUGGAACAACACCACGCCAGUAGCUGUGAAGACACUGAAACCGGGAACCAUGGACUCUGAGGACUUCCUCCGGGAGGCCCAGAUCAUGAAGAAGCUGCGCCACCCGAAGCUCAUCCAGCUGUACGCCGUGUGCACCCUCGAGGCACCCAUCUACAUCAUCACCGAGCUCAUGAGCAACGGCAGCCUCCUCGAGUUCCUCCAAAAGGACAACGGGAGCAAGCUGGGCAUCAGAGACCAGAUCGAAGUGGCGGCCCAGGUGGCGUCGGGGAUGGCGUUCCUGGAGCUGCAGAACUACAUCCACCGAGACCUGGCGGCACGCAACGUCCUGGUCGGGGAGAACAACGUCUGCAAGGUGGCCGACUUCGGACUGGCCCGCGUGUUCAUCGUGGAGAACGAGGACUACUACGUAGCCAGAGAAGGCACCAAGUUCCCGGUCAAGUGGACGGCCCCGGAGGCCAUCCACAACGGCAAGUUCACCAUCAAGUCCGACGUGUGGUCCUUUGGGAUCCUGCUGCACGAGAUCAUCACCUUCGGCCAGAUGCCCUACCCGAACAUGUCCAACUUGCAGGUGGUCUCCAAGGUGCCCACGGGGUACAGGAUGCCCGCGCCCCCCCACUGCCCUAAGAUGAUGUACGAGAUCAUGCAGGACUGCUGGAAGGCAGAGGAGCAGGACCGGCCCACCUUCGAGACGCUGCAGUGGAAACUGGAGGGCUACUUUGACCCCGACGUGACGUCCUACGACGACGCUAACCGCUACUAGGGGCACGGACCGCCCAACGGGAACGCUAGCUGACGUUUGGUUGGGCGGCAAAGGGGGAAUCGAGUCACUCGAUUGUCGAGGAAAAAGUGGAAUUGUUUUUAAUAAGGCUGUACGACUUAAUUUGAAGCACGUUGCCAACCGAACAAUUGCUAUUUGAAUGAAGGAUCAUGUCCCGGGCUACUGCGUUGUGUUAUCGCUCGGUGUAACCGACCCCAGGAGGAGUGACGGGGCGCGUGUACGGACGUUUGAGUGGUUCACUCGUUGGUGUUCAUUUUGUGACGACUCGAUGCACUUUAGAUGGUGAGCGAGGGACGGCGUUCCUGUCCGGUGGGUCGGGUGUACGUUCCCCUCGGCUCGUGGGGAACAACGAUGAGGUCUAGAACCCGUGGGUCGAAGUGGAGCAGCUCGCUACGCUGUGGCUACGACGACAUGGGGAACCAGUUCGGCAUAGCGCACAUUCUCUGCAUUGUUUGUGUGUCAGAGCGAUGCGUAAACAAAGAACUGAGGUGUGUGUAAGGGUUGAUUUGAACACUGCCUCCUCCUCUAUUAUUAUGAUGACGAUGACGAGAACCUGCGCAACAAUUAUUCCCCGCUCUAGAAGCACAGUAUUCUCGAAAGCCUUUUUUAGGUGAUCAGAAAUGUUAGUGUUUAAGUUAAUAUGUUGGUGUCAUGAAGGUGAAAAUGGGUUUAAAAACGUAUUGAUGGCUUCAUUUAUUUAUGCCAGUUCACUAUCCACAUCCUGUGAAAUGGAUUUGAUGUAUACUAAUUAUACAAACCUAUAUAUUUGACCUUGAUAUGUAAUGGUUCCUUGACGAUAAGAUCGCUUUGAGGUUAGGUUGAUAACCCGUCAGUGUAAUCAAGUUAUCUGGGAAACACGUUGACUGGCUUGUAUUGUCUAAUCAGAUGGUGUUGAUAAACGCAGUGCCGGAGAUUAUACCGUAUCACAUUUGAAUUCACUGUUGUAAAUGUUUUACCUUGAAGUAGGUUGAACAAAUCUUAUUAACACUGGCCAAUGUUUCAAGGUCUUUAAAUGUAUCAUUGGUUUUAGCACUGAUAUUUCUUAUGCAAAAUGAUUAUUAAAAUAAUUUUAUUUAGUAGGA